Messenger RNA from Myripristis murdjan (pinecone soldierfish), 1008 nucleotides. RefSeq names its product H-2 class II histocompatibility antigen, E-S beta chain-like. Gene Ontology annotation, cellular component: membrane; MHC class II protein complex. NCBI's taxonomy places the organism in Eukaryota, Metazoa, Chordata, Actinopteri, Holocentriformes, Holocentridae. Gene Ontology annotation, biological process: immune response; antigen processing and presentation. The coding region runs from base 16 to 768 and encodes 250 amino acids. The transcript is spliced from 6 exons. The record is from RefSeq and is a predicted model, not a curated record.
AGUCAGCAGAGGAACAUGGCUUCAUCCUUUCUGGGCUUUACCCUCCUCUUCCUCAGCCUGAACGCAGCAGACGGAUUUAAAAAUUAUGGGGUUCUCCGCUGUGAGUUCAACUCCACUGAGCUGAAGGACAUCGAGUUCAUUUUCUCUUAUUAUUACAACAAGGAUGAGAUUAUCAGGUUCAGCAGCUCAGUGGGGGAAUAUGUGGGCUACAAUGAGAUCGGUCUGAAAUACGCAGAGGCCUGGAACAACGACCCUGCAUUGCUGGUGAUGAUGAGAGCAGCGAAGGAGAUCUACUGCAAACACUACAUUGAGAUCUGGUACCCGCACACGCUGACUAAGAAAGUGGCGCCCUCUCUUGUCAGGCUGCACACGGUGACGCCCCCUGGUGGGAAACACACCCACAUGCUGAUGUGCAGCAUCUACGACUUCUACCCCAAACACAUCAGUGUGAAGUGGCUGAGAGACGGAAAGGUCACGACCUCUGAUGUCACUUCCACUGAGGAGCUGGCGGACGGUGAUUGGUACUACCAGAUCCACUCCUACCUGGAGUUCACGCCCAGGUCUGGAGAGAAGAUCUCCUGCAUGGUGGAGCACAUCAGCCUGAGCGAGCCUGUGAUCAGAGACUGGGAUCCGUCUCUUCCUGAGUCUGAGAGAAACAAGAUCGCCAUCGGAGCUUCAGGUCUGAUUCUGGGUCUGAUCUUAUCUCUGGCUGGAUUUAUCUACUACAAGAGGAAGAUGCAAGGACGGAUUCUGGUUCCCACAAACUGAGGCAGGAAUCCUGAAGCUUCAUCCUGCUGAGGGAAAAGGCAGCUGGGAGUUGCUCUGCUGUGUUUUCAGUGCUGCCCCCUGCUGGAGAGGAGGACAUCCAGGAUGGAGCUCAGCUUCCUGCUCACAGCCUCAGCAGCAGCUGUUUGAAACCUUUAGUGCCUUAACAGAUUCUCAUAUUUCUGUCUUCUUUCUGGAAUCAUAAUGCUCUGGGAAACGCUCUGUCACUCUGGUUUUCUGUGU